GUGGUAGCCCAAAAAUGGUUGCUCAUCCGUAAACGGGCAACUGCAUUUGAAAGUCAAAUCCAAUCGGGGGGUGCUAUAAAAGCCACUUGGAUGGCUUACGAGUGGACAGUGACCAGUGAUCGAGUGGCCCGGGCAGUUAUUCCAGUUUAAAGCCUCAUCAUGAAUAUCGUACUAGCCACCAUCUUGGGCUACUUGCUGCUGGGACUGAUGCUGUCCAGUGCCAGCAUAGCAACUGCCACAACUGGAGUGAUUCCGGCGGUUCCUGCUGCUGUUCCCGGCGUGGUUCCCUUGGCCACCAGUCAUCAGUUUGUAACACGGAACUGGAUUCGCCCUCAUGUGACCACAACCCCGGUGGUGGCCACCUAUCCGAACACCUACUAUAAGUACAGCGGUGGCUAUCCCGCUUAUCCCUCAUAUCCCGCCUACAAUUAUCCAUAUGCCACGACCUAUCAGUACACCUAUCCCUACUACUAUCCCACAUAUAACUAUGGAUAUGGCUACAAGGGUGUUUGGUGAUUUUUGGAUCCAGAUAAGGGUUUUAUAUUCACAACCCACCUUUAAUCUAUUGUGAUAAAAAUCCAUACCGAAUGAAAUUAAUUGUAUAUGCC
This is a messenger RNA of Drosophila elegans, 608 nucleotides long. RefSeq lists its product as uncharacterized. The transcript has 2 exons. Lineage: Eukaryota; Metazoa; Arthropoda; Insecta; Diptera; Drosophilidae. Bases 160 to 516 code for a protein of 118 amino acids. The record is from RefSeq and is a predicted model, not a curated record.